Messenger RNA from Saprolegnia parasitica CBS 223.65, 620 nucleotides. RefSeq lists its product as hypothetical. The record is from RefSeq and is a predicted model, not a curated record. NCBI's taxonomy places the organism in Eukaryota, Oomycota, Saprolegniomycetes, Saprolegniales, Saprolegniaceae. Bases 50 to 559 code for a protein of 169 amino acids. The transcript has a single exon.
ACGCCGCAGGGCAACCAGUUUCUUUCGAGCCCGCAGCCUUCCUGAAGCCAUGCAAGUGCUUCCGUGCGUCGACUGCCCGCGCGCCGACCUCGCCGAUGACUCGAUGGCCUGCAUGCUCCUCGCGGUCGAGCGCCUCCUCAGCGCGCGCCCGCCCAAGCGCGUCGCGUUCACGACCGCCACGACGUACAUGUUUGACGUUGCGUACGGCGGGAGCUCGCUCCCGAAAGAGAGCGGACCGCCCAUCGGGCUCGCGCCAACGCACUUUGCCGCGACGACUGCGUGCAUCAACGACAUGCCCCGCACCGGCGCGGGCCGCGUGCGCAAGUUCGACCACCUCGAGCGCAUUGCCCUCCUCAAGGACGCCGAGUACGACGUACGCGAGAUCGCGGCGUUCUGUCUCGAAGCCAUUGACGUGCGCAAGUCGCGCAUGGAGACGCACGAGGAGCUUACGGCCCUGCGCCGGAAACGCAAGCUCCAAGCGAGCCACGACCGCGCCAAGCGCCGCUGUGUGGCCGACCCGACGUCGACGCCAGAGACGACCCUGCACAUGCAAACCUGAUGACCAUCCAGCACCGUGUAAUUUAUCUCGUCCUAAGUUAAAUCGCAAGAUCGUUUGCCUG